UUCCACCUUCAGCCAUUUUGAAGAUGUUGGGAGCUGUGGGACGCUGCUGCACGGGGGCUUUGCACGCUCUGAAGCCCGGGGUUGCCCCCCUGAAGGCCAUUACCGGAGCGCCAACAGCGUUGUUUUCACGCAGGGGUUAUGCGGCUCCCGCUGCAGCUGUUGCCGCGGCGAGCGGACGUAUCGUUGCGGUCAUCGGUGCCGUGGUCGAUGUCCAGUUCGACGAGGGCCUUCCACCAAUCCUGAAUGCCCUGGAAGUGGCUGGUCGUGACACCAGGCUUGUUCUGGAGGUUGCUCAGCACCUUGGGGAGAACACUGUCCGCACCAUUGCUAUGGAUGGUACUGAGGGUCUGGUGCGUGGCCAGAAGGUUUUGGACACUGGGGCUCCUAUCAGAAUUCCUGUUGGCCCUGAAACAUUGGGCAGGAUUAUGAAUGUCAUUGGUGAACCCAUUGAUGAGCGAGGACCAAUCACCACAAAAACGACGGCUGCUAUCCAUGCUGAGGCCCCUGAGUUCACAGACAUGAGUGUGGAGCAGGAGAUUCUGGUCACUGGAAUCAAGGUGGUUGACCUCCUGGCCCCCUAUGCCAAGGGUGGAAAAAUUGGUCUGUUUGGUGGUGCUGGUGUAGGAAAAACUGUAUUGAUUAUGGAGUUGAUCAACAAUGUGGCUAAGGCCCAUGGUGGUUACUCUGUGUUUGCUGGUGUUGGGGAGAGGACCCGUGAGGGAAAUGAUCUGUACCAUGAGAUGAUUGAGUCUGGUGUCAUCAACCUGAAGGACACCACCUCCAAGGUCGCUCUGGUUUACGGGCAGAUGAAUGAGCCCCCAGGUGCACGUGCCCGUGUGGCUUUGACUGGACUCACCGUUGCCGAAUAUUUCCGUGACCAGGAGGGACAGGAUGUGCUGCUCUUCAUUGACAACAUCUUCCGCUUUACCCAGGCUGGAUCAGAGGUGUCUGCCCUGCUGGGACGUAUCCCCUCUGCUGUGGGUUAUCAGCCUACCCUGGCCACUGACAUGGGUACCAUGCAGGAGAGAAUCACCACCACUAAGAAAGGCUCGAUCACAUCUGUACAGGCCAUCUAUGUACCUGCUGAUGACUUGACUGACCCAGCCCCUGCUACCACCUUUGCCCACUUGGAUGCCACCACUGUGUUGUCCCGUGCUAUUGCUGAGCUUGGUAUCUACCCUGCUGUGGAUCCCCUGGACUCCACCUCCCGUAUCAUGGACCCGAACAUUGUGGGAGCAGAGCACUAUGAUGUAGCCCGAGGAGUCCAGAAGAUCCUUCAGGACUACAAGUCUCUGCAGGAUAUCAUUGCCAUCUUGGGAAUGGAUGAGUUGUCUGAGGAGGACAAGCUGACUGUAGCUCGUGCCCGUAAGAUCCAGAGGUUCCUAUCCCAGCCAUUCCAGGUGGCUGAGGUCUUCACUGGGCACUUGGGAAAGCUUGUGCCACUUAAAGACACAAUCAAAGGCUUCAAAAGCAUUCUUGCAGGAGAGUACGAUUCCUUGCCUGAGCAGGCAUUCUAUAUGGUGGGUCCCAUUGAAGAGGUCGUUCAGAAGGCAGAGAAACUGGCUGAGGAGCAUUCGUAAAACAAGUUUGUCGUACAAACAUUAGGGAAGUAACCAGAGGAGCACUUGGUUUGUAAAGUUGCAUUCAAAAACAAUUGUACCUGUGUUGUCAUCUAAAGUUGUAUUUAAUGUUUCCAAUUCAUGAAGAUGGAAAUAAAUCUGUCUUACCAUUAA
Molecule: messenger RNA, 1733 nt
Organism: Electrophorus electricus (electric eel)
Lineage: Eukaryota; Metazoa; Chordata; Actinopteri; Gymnotiformes; Gymnotidae
Gene: atp5f1b
Product: ATP synthase F1 subunit beta
Biological process (GO): proton transmembrane transport; proton motive force-driven mitochondrial ATP synthesis
Cellular component (GO): proton-transporting ATP synthase complex
Molecular function (GO): proton-transporting ATP synthase activity, rotational mechanism; ATP hydrolysis activity; ATP binding
Source: RefSeq, a predicted model, not a curated record